Molecule: messenger RNA, 509 nt
Organism: Hippocampus comes (tiger tail seahorse)
Lineage: Eukaryota; Metazoa; Chordata; Actinopteri; Syngnathiformes; Syngnathidae
Product: potassium voltage-gated channel subfamily H member 1-like
Exons: 2
Coding region: 18-371 (117 amino acids)
Biological process (GO): potassium ion transmembrane transport; regulation of membrane potential
Cellular component (GO): plasma membrane; voltage-gated potassium channel complex
Molecular function (GO): delayed rectifier potassium channel activity
Source: RefSeq, a predicted model, not a curated record
CAUUUGUACAUUCAUUAAUGUCUACUCUUUCAAUGUCAAAUUUUUUAUUUUUUUUUUCCAGCUUCAUGUAUGGCGAGCUCACCGACAAAGACACGACAGAAAAAGUGCGUCUGACGUUUGAGAACUACGAGAUGAACUCAUUUGAAAUCCUCAUGUACAAAAAGAACAGGACGCCCGUGUGGUUCUUUGUCAAGAUCGCGCCCAUUCGAAAUGAGCAGGAGAAGGUGGUCCUGUUUUUGUGCACCUUCAGUGACAUCACCGCCUUCAAACAGCCCAUCGAGGACGACUCGUCCAAAGGUUGGUCACGUGGAGACAAACUAAGAACUUGUUUUGGACUUGAGCGCGGUACGAUGACAGUAAACUCAAAUUAACGCGCUUCACAAGAAGCAGUUUGGAAGAUAGUGAACAAUUUUUCGAAAAAUGAGGCUUCAAGCUCUUUUCCACUUCCAGUUUGAGGUGUUUGUCACACGAAGCAGAAAACAAAGAGACACAUACACGUGCACUUGAAA